AUGAUCAGUCUGGUGGCAAGAUCGCCCCAGGCAUCUGGCGACGACCACGCAGGACUGCCGCAGUCCCACACCGACAAGCUUGAGAUCGUCCAAGCUGCGCCGCUGCUCCGCCUCCCACAAGAGCUGUGUGAUCGGAUCGAUGGCUAUGUAUACCUAGAUCGCAAGUCAUCGACGGCAGCCAGGAAAAGAGCGAAACUCCAGUCAUCGUCAUGGGUAUCAUCGACCAGCCUACGCUUCUCACCAACAAUUCAUUUCCGCGAACAUAUCGCUCUCACACAAACGUGCCGCCAACUCCGCACCGAGACCCGCUUCUUGCCGUACAAGCCCUGCGGUUUCGUGGUCAAAGUCGCCACUCCGAUACUUCCCAUUCACCGUCACUGCGUUAGGGCGCAGAAAGAUACAUGGUGCGCCUCACCGGCACUGAUCGCAAUCGCGAAAUACCUUCGAGUCCUCGGAGCAGCCGUGGCAAUGAUGGAUACGCUGCUCGUUGUAGAGGGCGGUCGAUGCGGGAGUACUUACAGUCUCACAAAGAAGAUCAAGGAUGCACGAAAGGUGGUAGAGAUCAAGCUUGAAGGCAGCAAGGUGCAUCUCCUGGGAGUCGGCUGUGCGCUAAUUCAGCAGGUCAUGAGAAUACUAUUUGCUAGCUAUGUGGAGGUAUUCGAGGAGGCUGGCUUUGCGGUAGAGUGGUACUUCGGGUCGGACAUGAUUCUGGAAGAUAUCAAAAUCAGAAGCUGGAUGACAGAGUCGUAG
Messenger RNA from Recurvomyces mirabilis, 750 nucleotides. RefSeq lists its product as uncharacterized. Bases 1 to 750 code for a protein of 249 amino acids. NCBI's taxonomy places the organism in Eukaryota, Fungi, Ascomycota, Dothideomycetes, Mycosphaerellales, Teratosphaeriaceae. The record is from RefSeq and is a predicted model, not a curated record. The transcript is spliced from 2 exons.